ACACCGCCUUACUCAGCUUCGCACAUGUGCCGAGUUAGCUGACAUUUGCGUAGUUUGCCCCGCGCCACUGACAGGUCCGCGCGCGUUGCGUUCGAAGUUAAAAAAAAAAUUGUGUUUUUAUUUUCUGUUGUUAAUUUGAAAAUCGAACGUGGUAAAAGCUGUGUUAAAAAUAUCGUGAAUAAAAAAAGUUAAUUGGUGACCUCGAGUUUUCCCGGGAGCAUUGCUAUAGCAACGGAUGACGUCAAGUUCAGGGGCGAUAAAUUUAUCGAGACCGGAAAGGGAAGCCAUUGGCAACGAUUUUAAGACUAGUUGAAUGUAAAGUGAAGUAAAGUGUAGUGAAUAGUGACGCCAAUGUAGGUUUAUGGGAAAGUGCACUUAAUACAAAAUGGGUUUAAUGUCAAUCAUCAAGUUAGGCUAUACGAUGCUAAUAGUCGCAUUCCUGUUAAUGAUAUGGGCGUCACUAUCAGGAGCUUUAGAAUUACACGUAGAUACGGGACACCCACCAUGCUUAUUCCAAGCCCUUUGCACCUGCUCCAAGCCUGCUGGGGACCUGGGAAUUGUGACCUGUAAUUACGUACCGAUCCUGAAAGUCCCGGCCGCAGUGAACAACUCCAAGGUCUUCACACUGCAGCUCACUGGGAAUAGGAUCAGGGAUCUGGAACCCCAGUUUUUUCAAGCAACAGGGCUUUAUCGAUUGGCGAUAAAUGAAAAUCCACUAGAGGCGAUUCACGAAGAAGCUUUUUAUGGUCUGGACAACACAUUAUGGGAACUGGAACUGAAGCAGGACAGAUUGGCGGCAGUGCCGAGCCGAGCGCUGAGGUAUCUGCAGAAGCUUCGCUUGCUGGACCUCUCGGGCAAUGAAAUCACCGAUAUCUCUGGAGAUAACUGGCGUGGCUUGGAGAACACACUGCACACGUUGAUAUUAUCUGACAAUUCCAUCGCGAGUAUACCACUUGACGCGUUUUCUGGUCUACCAAUGCUGGACACCCUGGACUUGAGGGGAAACCAUCUAUCUGUUAUUGAUAGUGGUGUCUUCCGUGAUGGAAUGCAUCGAUUGAAUAAGCUCCUUCUAGGCAACAACCAACUGACUCUGAUUCCGUACGAGGAACUGUCACCGCUGCGUCAACUUCGAUACUUGGAUCUUUCUAACAACUUGAUAAAGCAAGUUCCGCCCGCCCAUGAGCUGAACGGCAUUACUUUAUCUCUUGAUACUUUGAGACUGGACAAUAACAUCAUCAGAAUACUUCUGCCUGGUUCUUUCAAAUACUUUAACGUUUUGAAUACGACGUCUCUGGAUGGGAAUCCAAUAUAUACUAUAAGAGAAGACGCAUUCCGCAAUGCUAAAAUUCGUUCUCUCUCGUUACGGGACUGUGGGGUGACGGAAUUAUCACCUGCGUCAUUCGCUGGUUUGGAAAACACACUGCAAAACCUGGACUUAUCUGAAAACAACCUCACAAUGAUAUCAAAAUUCAUGUUGAACAAAUUGGACUCACUGAGAUUCCUCAAUCUGAGAGAGAAUAAGGUGGACACCAACCUCCUAUCAACCGGCAACCCCUCAGACUUCUCAGUGACAUCAGUGAAUAACUUCCAAUACAAACUAUUCUAUUUGGACAUAAGUGGAUCGUCGCCAAUCGAAAUGAGCCUGCAGGAUAUACGAAGAAUGCGCUCUCUCCGAUACCUAGCAGUGAGUAAGCUAAUCCGCCGCAGCAUCAGUUCAGAGGACUUCCUCGAAUAUGGUUUAGAGCUGGAAGACCUUAAAAUAUUCGGAAGUACCAUCACGAAAAUCGAAGCAAGUGCUUUCCAGCACGUGAGGACGAUCAAAACCCUGGACUUAUCUGAAAACGAAAUCGACUUUAUCGACCCAUUUGCUUUUGCAGAGCUACACAGCCUAACAACCUUGAAAAUAGCAAACGGAUUAGCAGAUUCCGUAAAAAUUCUACCUUUUGAGCCGCUUAAAGCGUUAAACGAGUUGCAGCAUUUGGACUUGAGUAAUAACAAACUGAAAAAUGUUCCCGACACAUCCUUUCAUUUUCUUUACAACGUGAGGACACUGAAUCUUCAAGACAAUCUUAUCGAACACUUUUCUAAGGGAACUUUGCAGGGUGACAUCCACCGACAAUUACAAGGUAUAUACCUAUCGUUUAACAAAAUGACGAAAAUCGUUCAGCACACUUUCGUGGAUCUUAGAGAACUUCAGGAGAUACAAAUCGAAGACAACUUGAUAGAUACCAUUGAAAGACGAGCAUUUAUGAGCGUCGAUAACUUGAAGGUGAUCAGGCUCCAGGGUAACAGGCUUAGAGAUAUAAGCGAAGAAGCCUUCCAAAAUCUACCAGCUUUGAAAGAGUUAGAUAUAUCAUUCAACCGUCUAGAAAUGUUUAAGUUCUCGAUAUUCGAUCAAGUCGGUUCUGCAACUGCCCUUAAAGUCAACGCAUCCUUCAACCAAAUAGUGUCGCUGACUGAUUCCAAUGCACCAAGCUUCUUUUCAUCCAACUUCUAUCCACCACCUAAAGCGCAAAGCUUAAUAUCAGUGGAUGAUCAAGAAAAUACAGAUAAGGGUAAAUUACCGCACGGCCAAGCUGUAACAGCGUCGCCGUAUCGUUUGUUUUGUCUCGGAACAGUAUCAGUUAAUAUAAGAGUAUUGGACUUCUCACACAACAAUAUCUCUUACAUUGCCCCUUAUUACUUUAGGCAUGCUGACCUAACGUUAUCUGAAUUGCAUCUGUCACAUAACCAAAUAAGAAAUAUUACAAGAGAAGUGUUUGGAUCUAUGCUAAUGUUACAGUACCUUGAUUUGUCUCAUAACCAAAUUUUCCAUAUGGAAUACGAUUGUUUUAAAAAAGUCAAGAAUUUGCAGAUGGACAUAUGUGGACUCGGGCUUGGUUUAAUCAUUAAUGGUUAUUUACGAAUUUUGAAUCUAUCACAUAACCAUUUGAUUGAACUUCCGGUUGAAGUGUUCCACGAUAUGCAAAUGUUGACCUCAGUUGAUCUUUCCCAUAAUCGAAUUCGGAAUCUGGCUGACAAUCUCAUUUUGUCGGCGAAUUUAGAACGGUUGGACUUAUCAAACAAUGACUUAUCAAGGAUGCCAACGAACGCAUUAUCACCAGGUGCCGCUGCAAAUCUUGUGGAACUAGAUCUUAGCAGCAACACGGUACCUGCUGUAGCCAUUCCCGACUUGGUCCAAAGAUUUAGGAACUCCGAGGCCGGCGAGUUUUGGCCCGAGGAAAACGACUACAACGAUGAUUACAUGUACCACACCGCUAGGCGCGACCAAUCCAGAGUCUUCCACCAUAAAAAGCAAUAUCCGCAGAACAUAUUCUACAAGUCUUUGGCAUGGUUAGAUCUAUCCAAUAAUCAUUUGGUAAGAAUUGAGAGUGGGGCGUUCGGCGCGUUGCCAAAACUUCGUUGGUUGGAUUUGAGCAACAACUUGCCGUUUAACGGUGACCGGAGUGGAAACAUUUUCAAAGGACUAGAGAGGAGAUUGUCAUAUUUGGGACUAAAGAAUGUCAGCUUGCAAGUUAUACCAUCACUUCCACUUCCGAAGUUGAAAACUCUGGACCUAUCGUACAAUAAUCUGCACUCAAUUCCAACAGACACGACUGCCAAUUUGACGCGUCUAAGAGCACUGGACUUAUCAUACAACGACCUAACUAAAGUGCCCGUGGCUACUCAUUCGCUAAGCGAUCUUCGCUGGUUAUCAUUAUCGGGGAAUCCAAUAACAGCCCUCAUGAACACCAGUCUAUAUGGACUAUCACCACGACUGGAAUACCUUGAUGUCACCAGACUUCGUCUAAGUAUUUUAGAGUAUGGCGUCUUUAGCAAAAUGUAUGGAUUGCGAACUCUAAAGAUUUCUGUGAACGGCAACGUAAGGGACUUCAGUAUCCCUAAAAUGACCUCACAGAACGCCGCGUUAGAAAAUUUGUUCUUGUCCGUUGAAAACUCACAAAUCGAUUUAGGCAACGAGAUGAAAGGCGAGCUGCCAUGCAAAUUGGAUAACAUUACGCUAACUGGCCGAGAGUUGAAGUUCAUCUCACAGAACCUUCUUAAUGGCGCAUGCUCCAGAGAGAUGAGGCUUACAAUUUUCAACACCAGCAUUGAGGAUAUAUCGUCUGAAGUAUUCUGGAGGCAUGGUCGUAUCAAGAACUUGUCUUUGGACCUACGGAACAAUCAGCUAAAGAGAUUACCAAACCCAGCUCGGAAGGAGUGGCCUGGAGUACCUAACGACCUCUUUCUCGAUGACAUCCUCGUGGCCAGCAAUCCCCUUGUAUGUGAUUGCGGAAUAGGCUGGAUACAAGCUUGGGAUCGCAAAAGACGCCAGUAUAUUUGUGACAAUCCAUCUAGUUGCGACGCAUUGGACGACGUAAGACUCGCUACUUGUCCGUCUUAUCAGAACAGAACAUUGAGUGAUGUGAUUUCAAAAGAGCUGGACUGCAGCUGGAGCAAGGGGUACAGCAUUGUGUCAAACAUCAUGACUGUUCUCGGUCUGGUCGUCGCCUUCUUUGUCAUUUGAGAUUACCUAUCAGUUUAGAAGCAACUUAUGUUAAUUUUUUUUUGCGAGCUUGUCUUUGUAGUUAGUUCCUUAAGCUAAAUUAGGGAAAUGAGUGAAUUAAGAUUACCUCUCUUUCAGUGGUCCAUGACUGGCCUAUCGAAGCUUUUUUUCAAUGCCGCAUUUUGAGGAUUUCGUUUGCCUUUCUUUAUAUUUCUACAUUAAGUACAUUUAAGUAUACUAUUAUUAAAAAUUAAAGCACUUUUUUGUGUGUUCAUUUCAAUUGUGUUCUUCUAGAUUUAAGUUUAUUUCUCAAGGCAUUGAAAAUAAAGUUAAAUUGUAACAAUGAAUAUAUUUUGUGAUAUAUAUUAACUGUAAUCCUUCUAUUUUUGAUAAGCCUACGAUACUAUUGCUAACAUGGGAAUUGUAUGACUAACAUAUUCUCUGUUAAAUGCUUUUAUUUAUUCCAAAUGAAAUUUUUAUUGUUAAACUUCAAAGUUAAAUUUCUAUGAAUUGAAUAAGUACCAAAUACUUGUGAUGUAUUUGCAUAUUCUAUUUAAAGUGUUCAUACUGUUUAGAUUGAACUUUAUUUACAUCAAAAUCAUUCAAAAAUAUAACUAAAGUUACUGUAAUGAUUUAAAACUUUAUCAUUGGUUAAACUAAAUAGUAUAACAACUUCUGAAUGUGAUAGACCUUAGCUAGUGCCAAUAAAAUUAUUAAUAUCAACAUAAAUCAUUACAAUUUUCCUUCAUAAACUAUAUGAUAUUCUCAAAUUAUACUAACGAAUAUUAAACGUAUUUUAGCGAUUCGAUUAAAAAAUAUAUUAAUAUAUGAGGUUAAAUAUAAAUAAAUAUAGUUUUAGAGUACAUUAAUUUUUUUUUAUAUUUUACAGUUAUUUCUGUUGAUUUUAAAUAAAUAACACGUCAAUGGGAUAAUUUAUUAACUAAAAAUACAAAUAUACGAAUUUUCUAUAUAACCCACCGCAAGUAUUCGUUAGUACAAUUUUAAAAUUUAAAUAUUACUCUUAAAUAUAACGAUUGUUGUACAUAAAGAAUGUAAGCUACGGUAAAGAAAUGGGAAGUGUUUUUAUAAUUAGGUAUUUCUUAAAUGUAUUCACUAUUUUAAAUAAAUCUCUAAAAUAGUGUGAAAUAAAAUAAUCUAUGAUCAUUA
Pieris brassicae (large cabbage white) is the source of this 5653-nucleotide messenger RNA. It is a transcript of the gene chp, whose product is annotated as chaoptin. Gene Ontology annotation, molecular function: protein binding. The transcript has 30 exons. Gene Ontology annotation, cellular component: extracellular matrix. The record is from RefSeq and is a predicted model, not a curated record. NCBI's taxonomy places the organism in Eukaryota, Metazoa, Arthropoda, Insecta, Lepidoptera, Pieridae. Bases 386 to 4507 code for a protein of 1373 amino acids.